This is a messenger RNA of Physella acuta, 572 nucleotides long. RefSeq names its product transient receptor potential cation channel subfamily M member 8-like. The record is from RefSeq and is a predicted model, not a curated record. Lineage: Eukaryota; Metazoa; Mollusca; Gastropoda; Physidae. Gene Ontology annotation, molecular function: ligand-gated calcium channel activity. Gene Ontology annotation, cellular component: plasma membrane. Gene Ontology annotation, biological process: calcium ion transmembrane transport.
CAUUGAUGGAUCAUUUACAUCGUCAAUGUCUCUCCAAUCGCUCUUUUGAACUGUCAAAGCUUUUUUGGAUGAGGCUUGAGGACCCACUUAUUGCAGCAUUAUUUUCUUAUGCCUAUUUCAAAAAGAGUUCCAAAUUAGCACAAGACACUGUGCAAAGAAUGCAAUUAAAAUCAUACGCUAUUGAAUACAGAUCUCUUUCUGUAACAAUGAUUGAUGAGCUCUAUAACAGAAAUCCGGACCUUACAAAGAGGCUUCUCGUAACGAAAUUUGAUAUGUAUGGCGAUAAAUCUUGUAUUGAGAUAGCCCUAGAAUCUGGAAAUCGUGAUUUUAUUUCUCAGCCAGCUUGUAUUGACUUGCAGAAGUCGAUAUGGAAUUUAGGUUAUUUAUGGCAGAUUAAUGAUGAGAAACAAAAGUUGGAUGCUGAUAAACUAAGCAGGACAGAUUCAACAAAUAAUAAUGAAGAAGAUACACAACAAAUCGUAAAUCAUGACAGAACUGUUACAAAUUUAAAUGGUAGAAAAGAAGAUCAAGAGAAAACUCAUGAAUUUGUCUGCACUGUAAGUAAAAUUUAA